AAUACGAAGCAACCAACAACACACACUAAUUCCGUCAAUAGCAAAUCAAAGCAAUAAAAACCAACACUCAUCAUCAUGAAUUUGAAAUCCAAAUUCCCAGUUUCCAUUAAAUAAAGACAGUCCAAACAUUGAAGCAAUGUCGUAAUUUAGUAAAUUAGAGUUCAAGUACAACUAGAUAGAUACGCAGUUUACAUAGUUUUCGCCUGCGCCAAACCAAUGGUAAUUUUUAAUUACCGAAAGCUGCACUUCAUCCAAUAAAUUAGUGGUGCUGGUGGUGGGGGUUUUUAUAGGGGAAUUUUAGCUCUGAAAUUACGCUCCCUUAAAGGUGAGCGUAGUUUCAGGCGUCAAAGGCCGUCAAAAUUCUCAAACGACUAGGAGGAAUUAUGGGAACCAACGCCUCGCAGUUGGAAAAAGAGAUCGGAAUGGAGUUCCCACCAAAUGAACGAUUUUUUGGUCUCGCCAACUUCGGAAACACCUGCUACAGCAAUUCCGUGCUGCAGGCGUUGUAUUUCUGUAAACCGUUUCGAGAGAAAGUAUUAGAGUAUAAGGCCAAGAAUAAGCGACCAAAGGAAACGCUGUUAUCCUGCCUGGCCGACCUGUUCUACACGAUUACUACGCAAAAGAAGAAGGUUGGGUCUAUUGCGCCCAAAAAGUUUAUUGCCAGACUACGCAAGGAGAAAGAAGAGUUUGAUAAUUACCUUCAACAGGAUGCUCACGAAUUUUUAAACUUUUUAAUUAAUCGCAUCAAUGAAAUAAUUUUGGCUGAACGUCAGACGCAGACGACAAAGAAACCUGGGUCUGAAAAUGACUCAAAAGGGCAAGAACCGACCUGGGUACAUGAAAUAUUUCAAGGUAUUUUGACUAGUGAGACGAGAUGCCUCAAUUGUGAAACUGUGAGUAGUAAAGAUGAAGACUUUUUGGACUUGCAAGUAGAUAUUGACCAAAAUACCAGUAUCACGCAUUGUCUUCGGUGCUUUAGCAACACAGAAAUGUUGUGUGGAGAUAACAAAUUUAAAUGCGACAACUGUUGCAGUUAUCAAGAAGCGCAGAAACGCAUGCGAGUAAAGAAACUUCCCGUCAUACUGGCUCUCCAUUUAAAACGUUUCAAAUAUGUUGAACAGUAUAAUAGGCAUAUUAAGGUUUCACAUCGUGUCGUAUUUCCCCUUGAGCUUCGUCUCUUCAAUACAUCUGACGACGCUGUCAAUCCAGAUCGACUCUAUGACCUGGUAGCCGUAGUCAUUCACUGUGGCAGUGGACCAAAUCGAGGUCACUACAUUAGCAUAGUGAAAAGUCAUGGAUUUUGGCUCCUAUUUGAUGAUGACAUGGUUGACAAAAUCGAUGCCUCAGCAAUAGAAGAUUUUUAUGGACUCACGUCGAACGUUCAAAAGUCCUCCGAGACGGGUUAUAUAUUAUUCUACCAGUCCAAAGACUGCACCGGAUAAAAGACAACCUACUCCUGCUUUCACCUUUCCUUAUUAAUUCUUCCUCCUCCUCACGACUACUUUGACCAACUUUGUCCACCAUCCAUUAUCAUAACGCUAUCUUUUAAAAGAACCCCGUGCAACUGUUUUAACUCUCGUAUAAUUAAUUGUAUUUUUACGACAUAAUAUUCGACAGGUUUACUCAAAAUUAUAAACAGAGGGCUAUUAUAGAAUCUGCAGAAUAGUUACUUGAUGAAUUCGAUCAGAAUGUACCCCUCUUAAAACACCAAAUUAUAGUUUUUGUUGAAAGACGAAUAAUGAAUAAAUCAUAAUCCUUCUAUAUGCAA
Molecule: messenger RNA, 1768 nt
Organism: Folsomia candida
Lineage: Eukaryota; Metazoa; Arthropoda; Collembola; Entomobryomorpha; Isotomidae
Gene: Usp12-46
Product: ubiquitin carboxyl-terminal hydrolase 46
Exons: 7
Coding region: 384-1442 (352 amino acids)
Biological process (GO): protein deubiquitination
Cellular component (GO): cytosol; nucleus
Molecular function (GO): cysteine-type endopeptidase activity; cysteine-type deubiquitinase activity
Source: RefSeq, a predicted model, not a curated record